AGUAUAGAACCAUCUAGUCUUUUCAAAUCUCUCAACUUGCACAUUGAAAAUCAAACGUUUCGAAAUGCGAGUCCAUCUUGCGUUCUUGAACAGGAAGAAAGCGGAAACACUGUCGGUUCGUCCACAGCCGGAAGAGGCCCAAAAAUGGUCGGAAUGUUUCGCAACGCUCUUGAGAUCCAAAUAUGGAUCGUCUCUUUAUCGAGCAUUUUUGCUACGUGAAUUCAGCAACGAGAACCUGGAAUUUUGGCUGGCCGUCGAAUAUUACAAGAACAUGAAACCCAAGAAAAUGGCAGCUAGAGCUGCGCAGAUUUACCAGGAUUUUGUGGCCGUUCAUGCACCUAAAGAAGUCAAUCUGGAUGCUGAAACGAGGCUCAUUACAUUAACUAAUGUCCAAUCAAGUCAAUUGGACGCGCACGCAUUCGACCGCGCCCAGAGGCGGAUCCAGCACAUGAUGGAACGCGAUUCUUACUUGCGUUUCCUCCAGUCGGGCCUGUUUCUCGAACUCACGGAAAGCUUCUCAUCAUCCCGAUAAAAAAAUAAAGGCCGCGAAUCUCAACUUUAUUCGAAUUCACGUUUUAGAGUAUUAAAACAAACUCCCACGGAGGGACACUCAAAAACUGAAAUGCGGAGAGGGUCUCUGUAAAUUAUCAACACUCGCACUUUCAUCAUCGUUGAUUCUAAGGAAUUGAACGAUUACUGUCCUAUUGAUAAACUACCAAAUGAUUUUUUAAAAUGUGCUAUUGCUAAUCUCUUGUUUGUUUUGUUGUAGCCAAAUGAACUGUGAUUUUCUUUACGAUAUUUUUAACAAAAUGUGGA
This is a messenger RNA of Daphnia carinata, 816 nucleotides long. Its product is annotated as regulator of G-protein signaling 2-like. The record is from RefSeq and is a predicted model, not a curated record. Lineage: Eukaryota; Metazoa; Arthropoda; Branchiopoda; Diplostraca; Daphniidae. The transcript has 4 exons. Bases 65 to 532 code for a protein of 155 amino acids.